AUUAGACAGGUAGAUAGGAUUUUCAAUUAGCAUAUCAAUUCUUAUUGUAUUUUUUUUUUCAUUUACGUUGAUACCGCCAAAAUUGCUGGUAGUAAAUUUCACAUUAUAGUUACCUGCUAUUUUUAUUUGAUAUAUGCUAAACCAAAUACCUGUUAAAACAUAAUCAAAAAUUAAGUAUGGAAAUAUUCAUUAUUUUUAUGUUGCUUUUUGGUUUUGUAUUUGGAGCGGAUGAGGUGAUAGAAUUAGAUCAAGGUGAAUUGACUGGUAGUAGUUUGAGAUCAAGAAAUGGACGAGAAUUCAAAGCUUUUCAGGGAAUACCUUAUGCUAAAUCACCUACAGGAGAUCUUAGGUUUAAGGAUCCAGUACCAGCAGAUCCGUGGAUAGGCAUUUUAAAUGCUACUACUGAGCCACAAGCGUGUAUUCAGAAGAAUUUAUUUCAUUAUCAGAAAAUGGAUAUCCUUGUCGSUGCAGAAGACUGUCUAUAUGUCAAUGUGUACACUCCAAAAAUACCAAAAAACAAUGAAUCAGAAUUACUUCCAGUUAUGAUUCGAAUUCCCGGUGGAGGAUAUUUCGCAGGUUCAGGAGGUUUAAGUUCAAAUGGUCCUCAUUAUUUGUUGGAUAAGGAUAUUGUAAUAGUUACAUUUAAUUAUAGACUUGGAAUUCUCGGUUUUUUAAGUACUGAAAACGAUGAUUUACCAGGUAAUUAUGGUAUGAAAGAUCAAGUUUUAGCACUAAAAUGGGUCCAACAAAAUAUUGAUAAAUUUGGCGGAGACCCAAAAAAAGUUACUUUAUUUGGACAAAGUGCUGGUAGUGCUAGUGUUGGUUUACAUUUGUUAUCACCAAUGAGUAAAGGGUUGUUUCACAAAGCAAUCAUGGAAAGUGCAACACCGUUAAAUCUUUGGGGCGUAACUCCACCAGGUUGGGCAAAACGAAGAGCUUCUGCUAUUUCAACUAUAGUUGGAUGCCCUGAAGAGCCAAAACAAAUGAUUAAAUGUUUAAAAGAAGUCCCUGCAAAAGUAUUGGUGAAUGUAUAUAAGAAUUUAUUCGAAUGGAGAAAUUACCCGCUUAGAAAUAUGAUGCCUGUUGUUGAAAAAUGUAAUUGUUCAAAAGAAUCAUUUUUGUGCGAUUAUCCUUUACUUCACUUAAAACAAAUUACAAAAGUUCCAGUAUUAAUGGGAAUGAACACCGGAGAAGGUGGUAUUUAUGCAUCUCGGAUGUACAAUGCGACUGAUCUAGUAUACACAGAGUUUUUAGAAGAUUUCAAUCAUUAUACGUCAUCGUUUAUACAGUAUAGAUAUACUGCAAAUUAUUCAGAUAUUCCAUUAAUUGGUGAAAAAAUUUAUAAACGGUACUUCUCUAACGGGAAGUUAGAUCAGCCUUUGAGUGCUGUAAAAUUGUUGAUACAAAGUUUUAUUAAAUAUAUUCAUUUUAAACGCUUCAAGAUGAUUACCGGUGGUCUAUUUUUACACGGUAUCUUUCAAAUGGCCAUCAAGCUAUCACAACCAGUUUAUUAUUACGUGUAUAAUUAUACAAAUAUGUUUUCUUACAAUUCAUUGUACGGACCAUAUCCAUAUCCAAAAAAAUUAGGAGUAACGCACACUGAUGAGGUAACAAGCUUAUUUUAUACAGCCGGUCGGUCAGACUUACAGGGAGAGGAUCUUGAUGUGUCAAAUCUUAUGGUGAGCAUAUGGACCAAUUUUGCUACAACAGAUUAUCUCACCAUCGAUGGCACAGAUGAAGAAAAACUAUUCCCAAAAUUCACUACCGAGAAAUACGAAUUUGUUUUAAUUAAUUCAAGUAAGCCAAUUAUAUCUGAGAAACCCUACUUUGACGAGUAUUCCUUUUGGAAUAGCUUGCCACUAUUAUCUGGAGUGCAAGAUUAGCUUUAAAUAACACAUUUGUAUUACAUGUAGUAUAUUUAAUAGCUAAAUGGUGGACAUGUUAAUGAAAAAAAAUAACCUUAGUCAAUGAUAAGACAACGUUUAGAACAUUAUGUUAUAACUUAUAACUUUAUAAGUUAAAAGUUACCAAAUAAUAUAUUAUGCAUUAUUUAAAUAUGAAAAUUCGACAUCAAUAUGUAAUACAUUUGAGAAAACAGUUGAUUGCUUUUUAGUCACAAGUCAGUGAUUUCAGUGCAACUUUGGAAGUUGCACCUUUUUAAUUUUUAAUUUUUAUUAUCAAGUGUUUCUGACAUACAAUAUCAUCAAACUUAUUGAUAAAA
This is a messenger RNA of Diuraphis noxia (Russian wheat aphid), 2221 nucleotides long. RefSeq names its product esterase FE4-like. The record is from RefSeq and is a predicted model, not a curated record. NCBI's taxonomy places the organism in Eukaryota, Metazoa, Arthropoda, Insecta, Hemiptera, Aphididae.